CGACAGUUCCACAACACGGGCUAACCCAGCGCGACAAAGUUUUUGCACGCGCGAAACAACAAACUCCACGAUAAUGAGCAGAUAUCGUCCGAGGCCUGUUUUUGUGGAUGAACUCCAGCCAAACUCCCCCCUAAUCCUCUCCAGCCCAUUCAUUUCCCCGCUAGUCUUUGAGAACAAUGCCAGCGACGCACGAGACCACUGUGCAAACGAGCGGAACUUCCUAUCAUGGCUUCGCCUCUCAAUGUAUCUCUGCAUCGUCAGCGUUGCAGUCGUGAUAUCCUUUCACUUCAAGCAUGAGCCCAGCGAGCUGGAAAAGGAACUCUCCCUUCCGCUCGGAAUAUGCUUUUGGGUGCUGAGUCUUGUGUGUUUGUUUGCGGGGUUGGGCAAUUAUGUCAAGACGAUCGGGAUGUACUCGAAGAAAGCUGCACUAGUACAAUCGGGACCGAAGACGCAGUUUGUCAUGGUGAUAGUUGCGGUGGCGGUUGUCGCGGCAUGUGUGCUGUUUUUGUCAACUCAUGCGAAGAGGACCCCGGACACGUGAUUGUAAUGUCACUACUGUGAAGAACGGUGGAGAAUGGCUUAUCUGUGAUAUUUAGGAGGGGCUUGGUUUGAAGAAACCAGUAUGCUGUAGUGGCAAUGUUUACGAUGCAGGUUUUCUCGCUCGAUAUCCUAGUUUUUGCGGGUCGAUCUUGAAGAGGGUAGACAUGUUCCGGAAUUUGUAUUGAGCUGUAGGGGUGUAGGAGUGAGGAAUGGAGUCGUCUGCUUGUAUUUAGUUCAAUUAUUCCACAUACUUUGAUAUAUAUAAAGCGCUAUUGCAAUUAAGAGAUUUAAUG
Molecule: messenger RNA, 833 nt
Organism: Tuber melanosporum (Perigord truffle)
Lineage: Eukaryota; Fungi; Ascomycota; Pezizomycetes; Pezizales; Tuberaceae
Exons: 6
Coding region: 74-541 (155 amino acids)
Source: RefSeq, a predicted model, not a curated record